UUCCUAGUAGCGAUGCACUUGUUCCUAGUAGCUUCUUGUUACUACUAGUAAGGCACUUGUUACUACGAUUAGUCGGCAGUAGUCGGCCCGUUUCGAAAUUGGGAAGACCCGUUUGGAGAGACUCUUGAUGAGUGGAGUGCUGAUACUACAAGACUGACUGUGCCACCAAGUGCCUGGAGGGCGGCAACAUUUUUCCUAAUUGCAACAUAUAAGAGGCCGGCUUCAUUGGCCUCGUGGGAAGAACUAGUAAUGUGGUGCAUCCCAUUUGAUGAAAGUUGGCUAAGAUCUAUGAAGGAAUGUUGUUGGCUAAUGUUGCCCAGAUUGAUCCAGCCUAUGAAGAACUGUGUGAGCUCUUGGCUCAGACGUGAAAAGUGAGACAAAGUGAGAAUGGGAAACCAAUUGACACGAUUGAGUGAGAAUGGGUCGCCUUCCAUGGAGCGUCUGGAGGGUUUGAGUUCGGCGUCUGCAUAUGUCGCCAGCUCUCUGGCUAUGACCUCCCUGACCAAAUACGCGGCAUCUGCUUGGCGCUUUCCAGGCUCCAGUUUCUUGCUGCUGAUUGAGUGUUGGGGGACCGUCCUGGCUCUUGGCACCUCUCGUGACUCUCGUGGUCGUCGAUAUCAGCCUCUGGCAAUUCCCAUUUUGAGGCAUAUGCUUUUAGUUACCGUGACCAAGGCUGUGAACAUGUAUUUGAGCUUUUCGGCGAUGAAGCGAACCAGCUUGCCGGUCUACAAUGUAUUGAAACGAUUGCAGCCAGUUUAUGCGAUGAUUCAAGAUAGACUCAUCCGGGGAAGCCGCCCAACAACCAAAGAGUUUUGGGGCGUGGUGCUCAUGUCUGUGGGCACAGUCGUCACAGGCUUGGGUGACCUCGAUUUUGAUUUAGCUGGGUAUGGCUUGGCAUUGAUCGCCGCUGCCUGUCAGUCUUUGUACUUGGUCCUAGCGCGUCAUGCGCAGGAUCAAGUGGCCCUCUCAUCGAUGGAUUUGGUGUUCUACACUGCUUUCUACAACUCGGUGCUUUUUGUGCCAUUGACACUCCUGGAGCUUUCGGAGGUUCUGGUUUUCCUGCAAAGAGCUGGAGAGAAGUACAACUUCUUUCAAUUCCUCAUUCCUUACGUGAUGGUAGGCGUCUUGCUGAAUUAUGCAACUUUCUGGUCCACUGCAGUGAACGACCCUGUGGCCACAGCAGUAGCUGGAACACUGAAAGGCGUUCUUUCCUCCGUAAUUGGCAUUCUGAUGUUUGGAGUGCGUCUUACCCCUGUUGGAUGGUUAGGCUUAAUCAUCAGCACCAUCGGAGGCAUGGCCUAUUCUCAUGCACAUACAGCUGCGCAUCCAAAGAAGGCUUGAGAAGCGGAUGCUGAGUCGAGAGAAGCAAAAGGCCGAUUUCAUCUAUAGACAUUUUGGCCGCUCUAGAUCAUCAUCCAGUCAUCCAACGGUUUUCACAGUG
This is a messenger RNA of Durusdinium trenchii, 1441 nucleotides long. NCBI's taxonomy places the organism in Eukaryota, Dinophyceae, Suessiales, Symbiodiniaceae. The record is from the annotation of a GenBank genome assembly.